ACCCCCUCCCUCCUGUCCUUCCUCCCUCCCUCCUCCCCCGUCCCCAAAGCGCCUGCAUCCAUCCCCUCUCCGCUCCAGACUUGUGCCUCUUUCCCUGCCCUGUCUGAUGCUCCGGGUGCUGGGGGCGUGCCAGUGGAUGGGGGUCUCAAGGCUCUGAGAAGAGGCCGGCUCUGGGGACACUGUCACCGCCACCCGCGGGGGAUGGCCUGGGCCCUGCCUGUCCAUGUGGAGUGACCGGAGGCGGGAUGACGGCCUGAAGGCGGCCGAAGCCCUCUCCCCUCGCUGGCCAAGUAUGGCAUUCUCCCAGUCCCACAUCAUGGCAGCUCGAAGGCACCAGCACAGCCGCCUCAUCAUCGAGGUGGACGAGUACAGCUCGAACCCCACACAGGCUUUCACCUUCUACAACAUUAACCAGGGACGCUUCCAGCCCCCACACGUGCAAAUGGUGGAUCCAGUCCCCCAUGAUGCCCCCAAGCCUCCAGGCUACACCCGCUUUGUUUGUGUCUCUGACACCCACUCCAGGACAGACCCCAUCCAGAUGCCCUAUGGAGAUGUUCUAAUCCAUGCUGGGGACUUCACGGAGCUGGGGCUCCCCAGCGAAGUCAAGAAAUUCAACGAGUGGCUAGGAAGCCUGCCUUACGAGUACAAGAUCGUGAUUGCCGGGAACCACGAGUUGACCUUCGACCAGGAGUUCAUGGCUGACUUGAUCAAGCAGGACUUUUACUAUUUCCCUUCCGUGUCCAAGCUGAAGCCAGAGAACUACGAGAACGUGCAGUCCCUGCUAACCAACUGCAUCUACCUUCAGGACUCGGAGGUGACUGUGCGGGGAUUCCGGAUCUAUGGCUCCCCAUGGCAACCCUGGUUCUAUGGCUGGGGCUUCAAUCUCCCUCGAGGCCAGGCUCUGUUAGAGAAAUGGAAUCUGAUCCCAGAAGGAAUAGACAUUCUUAUAACACACGGACCACCAUUGGGUUUUCUAGACUGGGUCCCCAAGAAGAUGCAGAGGGUGGGAUGUGUCGAGCUGCUGAACACGGUGCAGAGGCGAAUACAGCCCCGGCUCCAUGUCUUUGGACACAUUCACGAAGGGUACGGCGUCAUGGCAGAUGGGACGACUACAUACGUGAACGCGUCAGUGUGCACUGUGAACUACCAGCCUGUUAACCCUCCCAUAGUCAUCGAUUUGCCCACCCCCCGAAACUCCUGAUCGCUCCGGGGCCCCGGCUCAUCUUCCCCCACCCCCCGUCAGCAACUGUCUGUGCCUGGCUAAAGAUGGCAGAGCCUGGCUCUCCCCAGGAGUGCGCCCCUGCCACAUCUGUUUUUCUUCUACAUCAUCCCAUCUGGGGGAGGGGGCUUGGGCCCUGGAGGGAGCCACUCACCCCUGGGUCUAGGCCCACAGGCAGCUGGAAGGCCGUUCUGCGUGUAUGUUCUAUUUAAUCUGUUAAAGGACACCGCCUCAUGACGCCA
This is a messenger RNA of Phascolarctos cinereus (koala), 1461 nucleotides long. RefSeq names its product metallophosphoesterase domain containing 1 (gene MPPED1). The record is from RefSeq and is a predicted model, not a curated record. NCBI's taxonomy places the organism in Eukaryota, Metazoa, Chordata, Mammalia, Diprotodontia, Phascolarctidae. Gene Ontology annotation, molecular function: hydrolase activity.